This is a messenger RNA of Medioppia subpectinata, 465 nucleotides long. The record is from the annotation of a GenBank genome assembly. NCBI's taxonomy places the organism in Eukaryota, Metazoa, Arthropoda, Arachnida, Sarcoptiformes, Oppiidae.
AUGGAUAACAUAUGGGAUACCGUAUACGUGGGUUCAUUGAACGGUGCGCUGGACUUCACACAACUUACGCGACAUAACAUUCAGACAAUAGUGACUGUAAUGACGAAACCAAUACCCGACGGGUUUCACUACUCGGGCAUCACAUACCACUGGAUCAACGCUCGAGACCAUAAAGAUCAGCAUCUGUUGACAUACUUUCCCAAAGCCUAUGAUAUCAUCGACGACGCGGUGACCGCCGGCACCGGUGUUUUGGUCCACUGCAAGGCCGGUAUAUCCCGAUCGGCAACAAUUGUCAUCUCAUACCUGAUGCGAAAGCUCCAGAAGCCAUACGAAGAAGUCCGGCAGUUUGUGGCCUCCCAUCGGCCGACCAUUAGCCCUAACGAGGGGUUUAUCGAUCAGUUACGGGUGUUUGAGUCGAUGAUUGCCAAUUGUGAAUACCAUUGUACUCUUAUCUCUAAACUAUAA